UGACCGUCAGAUCCGGAAAAAAUUUUGCACUUCCACUCCAGCCGCGCAACAGUCGACACUGAUCGACGGACUGAGAGCAGAAGGAAGGAAGCGAAUUCCAGUCGCCGGACGACGUUGAUAGGUUCGGUACCGUCUAAGGAUCGAGGCAGAAGCCCCGUUAUUAAGGUACGCCGACGACGAGCUUUCUUCCUCCAAGCUCCAUUUGUGGUAGAAGUAGAACACGAAUCAGUACCAUUAGGUGUGUAGUAAUCGAUAAUGUGUUCCGGCAGGAAAAUGGUUAGGGUUUUGACAGAAUUAGGACGAGGAGAUGGCGAGGACAGAAUCUCCCAAAUUCCAGACGAAAUCAUUCACACCAUCCUUUGUUGCCUGAACUCUCCAGAGGCAGCUGCCAAAACCAGCGUGCUGUCGAGGAGAUGGCUCCACCUCUGGCGCUCUUUCCCUCACGUGGAGUUCCAGCUCUCGAAACAAAAUCAGAGUCGGUUCCGCAGCUUCGUUGAGUCCACUUCUGCGAAGCUGCUGCGGCUGCUUUCUGAUUCGGAUCACGGCAAUAGUGGUAGUAGUUGUGCAGCAGUAGCAACAAUUGAGGAUUUCAGUAUCUAUGUUGAUGAUGAUUUUCAGAAGGAGGACAUCGACCGUUUGCUGUUGUUAAUCAGCAAUGGCAAUGGCUUAUCUCCAGUUAUGUUUGUGCUUGGCUUCAAAUCACAUCCCGGCUAUAGUUUGCUGGUUCCAAAUUGGAGUCGCACAAAAUUUGUCGCCCUCCGUGGUUGUGAUCUCACCUCUGCUACUACUUUAGGUUUUCAUGAUAAUCUUGGCAGCCUCGAGUUCCUCCGUCUCGAUAAUGUCAGCCUCAGUGAAGAGCUUCUCCACCGUAUCUUGGCUAAUUCUCCUUGCCUCGCGUCAUUGAAUUUGUACCGAAUAUUUGGGAUUGAUAGGCUGGAGGUUGUCUCUUCUCCUUGCCUCGAGAGUUUGUAUUUGGGUUACAUUGAUAGGGGUGGAAGGCGGGGAAGCGAAUGUCCCCCCGAGGAAAUGCGUAGACUAAGGGUUUCGUCUCCAAAGCUCAAGAAGAUGAGUAUCUGGCAGGGCUUGGAGGAGCUUGAUAUUGAUGCUCCUAAUUUGGUUAGUCUCUUCGGGGCUGUUAAUCCUAGUUAUCCCUUAAUGAAAGUCAAUGUUGUCAAUUUGGCAUCUGAUUGCCAAUCUACAGUAUAUGUGGUUUCGUAUGUGGAUGAAUUCACACCACAAUGGUUGAGGCUGUCCCUCUCCACCACAUUCACUCAAUUCCGCCACCUUAUCUUGCGUUUCACCUCUUGUUUUUCCUUAUCAGAACAACAGGUUCCACGUCUAAGCCAAGCUGUGUAUGCUGCCCCACCUCCAAGGAUUGAUGAACUGCAAUUUGGUCCACUUCUGGAAAGGAUUUGUGACAUAGAAGAGGCAGCCGCUUUUGUAAAUAGUCUGUUUUGGGCUUGUCUUCCUAAGUUCAUGUCAAUAGCCAAGGGAGAGGACAGUGCCCUGAUUGCUGAGUACAUGUGCCGGGAGUAUCUGAAGUUAAGCUCUCCUAGUGGCAUGAAUGAAGCUACUUCUUGGACUCGUCAUUUGAAAGAUAUGAAGAUAGAGAAUGGUUCUACUGGUGAGGUGAUGGAGAUCUCGGAAGACGUGAUUCCGUCCCUUCCAGAGCAAAAGAAAGUUAGGUUUAUGCUGACAUGGUGUUAGUUUAGGUUACACAACUUCUGGAAGCUUUGCUAAAAUUGUAGAUGAUUUGCUGCAAGCCUCUGUGUGUCUGCAAGCCGUUUGAGAACAUGAUAGUAUUGAGAAGAGAUGGGAAUCCAUGGAGCUGGAGAGUGCAGCAGUUGGAGAAGGAUUGUUCAGAUGCUAUGUAGUUGUAUUUUGAUUUUUGAGUUCGUUAGAAAGCUGGCUUUUGGGUUCGAUAGAUCAUAGAAGCAGAAAGAAGUGUAUAUAAAAUGUAAGGAGAAGAAUCAAAGAACUAUCUGUUGGAUUAAAUAUAUGAUCACUGAACUGAGGGUUUUCUUAAAACA
Messenger RNA from Linum tenue, 2030 nucleotides. The record is from the annotation of a GenBank genome assembly. Lineage: Eukaryota; Viridiplantae; Streptophyta; Magnoliopsida; Malpighiales; Linaceae.